Bradysia coprophila is the source of this 575-nucleotide messenger RNA. Its product is annotated as leptin receptor gene-related protein-like. Gene Ontology annotation, biological process: late endosome to vacuole transport via multivesicular body sorting pathway. Gene Ontology annotation, cellular component: endosome. NCBI's taxonomy places the organism in Eukaryota, Metazoa, Arthropoda, Insecta, Diptera, Sciaridae. The record is from RefSeq and is a predicted model, not a curated record.
GCCUACAUUCGAUGAAAUCUAUGUGUCACUAUCGCCAACCUAAGAAUCGUAAAAAUAAAUCAGAGAAAAAACGUAAAUACACACAAUGGAGCUAAAAGGAUUGGUAUGUCUUGCUUUCGGUGGAUCCAUUGGGAUAACAUUCGUUAUCUUGGCUUGUGCACUUCCACAAUUUAACUUGUGGUGGCCAUUUUUCGUUUUCGCCUUUUACAUCCUGGCCAUUUUGCCAACGAUAAUCGCAAAACGAUCUGAAUCCCGAGCGCGCAUUGACCUGUCCAUAUUUUUAACGGUUGGAUUUGUACUGAGCAGUUUCUACUUACCGAUCGUGAUGGCUCGUAGUCAAACGAUUUUAUGGGCUGCCUGCUACUUAACAAUCACAGGCAACGUUAUUGUCUACCUCACAAUGUUUGCUUUCUUUGCAAUGAUGGACGGUGACAAUUUUGAAUACGGAGGAGGUUUUUAGAGGAAACGUUUAGGAAUAGAGAAAGUAGUUUGUUUAAUCGAAUAAGUGAGCUUAAAUUAUGGAGACGAACAGUCACAACUCUUUUGGAGACAUUAUAUUGAUACAAAAAAUGAAA